Molecule: messenger RNA, 681 nt
Organism: Fonsecaea erecta
Lineage: Eukaryota; Fungi; Ascomycota; Eurotiomycetes; Chaetothyriales; Herpotrichiellaceae
Exons: 1
Coding region: 1-681 (226 amino acids)
Source: RefSeq, a predicted model, not a curated record
AUGGCUAUCACGUUAGGGCUGAAGAAAAAUCAUUAUCUCGACAACGCUCUUCUGUACCGCACUUCUCCGCAGAUCCCGGACGAAGAUGGCACCUUCCAUGAGGAACCAUCGGAAGAGAAGCUCGCGGUCUUCAUGCUGGGAGCGAAAGUCAACCACCCACUUGGGAUGUUUGCCCCAAAUGUCAAAACCCUUGGCGACUAUCUGACCAAGAUGAUCGAGGAUCUCGAGUCCGAAAAUACUGACCUGGGCUUCUACGGCGGCACCACCUGGACGAGCCAGGACAAGAACGGCGCCACGGAGAUCCUUAACCUCAGCUAUUGGCGAUCCGCAGAGGAUAUCCACAAGUUCGCGUACGGCAAGCUGCAUCGCGAAAGUUGGGACUGGUGGAACAAGCAUAUCAAGGAAAAUAAUCAUAUUGGCAUUAACCACGAAAUCUUCGAGGUAGACCGCAAGCACUGGGAGGCCAUCUACGUCAAUUUCCAACCAACGCUGAUGGGCGCCACAACAUAUCUGAGGAAAGGUGACAAGAUGGUCGGCGGCACAGUCGAGGACCGAUGGAUUUCUCCUCUCGUUGACGCCAGCAGGGGCAAGCUGAGGAGCAGUGCUGGUCGACUGGGUCGAAAACCCGAGGAGCUCUAUCAGAAGUACGAUUUAGCCCCGGGGGCCACUUACGAGGAAUGA